Molecule: messenger RNA, 2271 nt
Organism: Ilex paraguariensis (yerba mate)
Lineage: Eukaryota; Viridiplantae; Streptophyta; Magnoliopsida; Aquifoliales; Aquifoliaceae
Source: the annotation of a GenBank genome assembly
AUUUCUCUUCCUCCGUCAUGCACCGCCAUAGUUGCCAACUGUAAAACCUCAAAUAUAAAAGCAAACUAAUACGUUCCUCCUACUUCAAAUCUCUCUCUCUCUCUCUCUCUCACAAUUCAAAGAGCAGAGAGGUUAUUGAUCACCAGAAAGUAUGUACUUGUACCUUCUUCGAGCUUAGAACAAGCAAAACGUUUCUCCUCUGCAAGCUUUAACAAAAAAAAUUCCAAAUAUAUCAAAGAAGCUGUGUUUGUUUUAAACAAGAGAUCCCCAAAAGGUAUCGGUUCUUGCAACUGGUACUCUCGAUAGUCGAUAUGGCGUUGGCAAGGAUUGCGAGGAAUGGCUUGAGACGGUCAGGAGGCACCAUUGGCAGCUACACAAGUGAUAAGGAUAUACUUUGCGAGGGAGUAUCGGCAUACAAGUGUCCCUUAGCUUCACCUCAAAAUGUUACAGCUGGUGGCAACAUGUCAUUCCUUUCAAGCAUCAGGAAGGUAGAUCAUGUUAGUUUCAGGAGCAGGGGAAUAAGUGUAACCCCACAAUAUCAAUUUGCUCAAGCACAGAGGAUUGUGGAGGAGUCUGAUUCGGAGAAUGAAAACCCGAGGUAUCCUAGUCUGGAAGCCACCAAGCCAGGGGAAAAACCAAGGGUGGUGGUCCUUGGAACUGGAUGGGCAGCUUGCAGAUUCCUUAAAGGUCUCGACACCAGAAUAUAUGAUGUUGUUUGCAUAUCACCAAGAAAUCACAUGGUUUUCACUCCCUUGCUUGCAUCAACUUGUGUUGGAACUCUGGAGUUCCGAUCAGUAGCUGAGCCAGUCAGUCAGAUACAAUCUGCUUUGUCAAAGGAUCCCAAUUCCUACUUCUACUUGGCCUCCUGCACUGGUAUCAACAAGGACAAACAUGAGGUGUACUGUGAGACUGUUAGCGAUGGUGGACUUCCCCAUGAACCCUAUAAAUUUAAAGUUGCAUACGACAAGCUUGUAAUUGCUGCUGGAGCUGAGCCAUUGACCUUUGGUAUAAUGGGAGUGAAGGAACACGCAUUUUUUCUUCGUGAGGUAUAUCAUGCCCAAGAAAUAAGGAGGAAGCUUCUCCUGAACCUGAUGCUCUGCGAAAAUCCAGGAGUGUCAGAAGAAGAAAAGGAGCGGCUGUUGCACUGCGUGGUUAUUGGAGGUGGCCCUACUGGGGUAGAGUUUAGUGGUGAACUGAGCGAUUUUAUCAUAAGAGAUGUCCGUCAGCGGUAUACUCAUGUGAAAAAUUACAUUAGAGUCACCCUCAUUGAGGCAAAUGAAAUCCUUUCAUCGUUUGAUGUUGGACUGCGGCAAUAUGCCACAAAACAUUUAACCAAGUGCGGUGUAAGACUUGUGCGAGGCGUUGUGAGAGAGGUGCACCAGGAAAAAAUUGUUCUUAGUGAUGGAAGUGAUGUUCCUUAUGGCCUCUUGGUCUGGUCCACAGGGGUUGGUCCCUCUGAGUUUGUAAAAGCACUAAAUCUUCCAAAGUCUCCUGGUGGAAGGAUUGGUGUUGAUGAAUGGUUGCGUGUUCCUUCUGUGGAGGAUAUAUUUGCACUAGGGGAUUGUGCUGGUUUUCUUGAACAGACAGGGAGGCCAGUGCUUCCGGCUCUAGCCCAGGUUGCAGAAAGGGAAGGCAAAUAUCUUGUGGAGUUGUUCAAUAAAAUUGGGAAGCAGAAUGGGGGCAAGGCUUUCAGUGCAAAGGACAUCCCUCUUGGAGACCCUUUUGUCUAUAAGCAUCUCGGAAGCAUGGCAUCUGUAGGGCGGUAUAAGGCACUUGUUGAUCUACGACAGUCCAAGGAUGCCAAAGGCGUCUCGCUUGCUGGGUUCAUAAGCUGGUUCAUUUGGCGCUCUGCUUAUCUUACGCGUGUUGUCAGCUGGAGGAACAGGUUUUAUGUGGCUGUGAACUGGGCAACCACACUGGUCUUCGGUAGAGAUAACUCAAGGAUAGGCUGAUCGGACAUCACUCAGCAAAAGCACAUGCAAGGUAAAUCACUAGGAUCAGUUUGCACCAGUUGCUGCCUUUGCAUCAGCUUCAUUUUUGAGUUGUCACUUGUAGAAUCACAUUAACAACAUGGGAUUGAUAGAUUCUGGAUGAGAAGAGAUCGGAGAUACAAAAACAGAAGAAAAAUAGAAUCAGAUAGACUUUUGUGGUUCUGUCUGUAAUGUUUAUUUAUAUACCUGCAGAUACAAUUCUGAAAAAGAAUUUACUCUCCUAAUGAUUUAUUUGGAUUACAUUAUUGUGUUGUGUAUUUAAUACAAGAAGAACAUCCAC